UGUGGCCCGACCUGCAUGAUGAGCGACGUGCUGGUGGCCACAUUGGGCUCCUUGGACUGCAGCUGGCGGUGGGAGUAGUUGAGGCCGUCCCACGACGCGCUGACCAUGUUGACCACGUUGGCGUGGACCACCGUGAAGUAGCCUCUGAGCCAACAUGUCCCGCUCCGCAGCCAGGUCCCGUGCUGAAAGGCAAAAGGAGCCGAAGGGCGGGCCUUCUGCUCAGGUGAGCUCGCCUCUGGGGCAGAAGCUGGAGGCUGAAGAUACGACUCCCGGUCGCUUAACGCGGGCUCAGCAGAUGGAUUGGUUGAUGCACGAGGAUGCAGAAGAGAUAGUGGGGGAGCUUAUGGAUGAACUGCUGGGCAGGGUCCUGGACGGCUGUCAUAAGGUGGACAUUGAAAGAAAGCUGGUGCAUUUUUGUACGUCCUGGGCCGAGACCUACAUCACACAGGUUCUACAGCAGCAAUUGCUGUAUGUAGAUGAAGGAGAUGAACCAGAGGAACUAUCUAAAACAGAGGACCCUGAGCCUUUACCAGCCAUUCCAGAUGUCUUGGCUCCAGGAUGUGUACCUGUUAUACCUCCUACCCCUCUGCCUACCUUGCAACAGGAUGAUGUCAUUGCUGAAGAAAAACAGGGACGUGGAGUUGAUCACAGACACGCUGCUGCAGCCCAAACUAAUAGCCCCCAAAAUCAACCUGAAGCAAAAACAAGUCCCAGGAGGCCUGUCAGUAAAAAUGACCGUAAAGGCUUUAGUCCCCACCCCCCACCUAAAAUUGAAAGAAAGAAAAAACAGCAAUUUGCAGUAAUUCCCAAGCCAGUUCCAGGAAACUCACUCCCUUCACUUUCCUGUUCAGUCAAAGACAGCAGUGGAACAGCAGAGGGUAGAUGUAGAGCACGUUCUUUUCCUAACCACAAAUCUGGACCAUUUUUUCAGCCCAAAGGCCAACAGCCCAUAACGAAGCUUGACCUCGCUGCCCUUCCCAGACAUUGUGUAAUUCCACUUUAUGAGAUUGUGGAUACGAAUUGCACAAAACCCAAGAAACCAAGUGCACUAUCUAAACUAGAAUCAAAAUACAAGAAGCAGCAAGCUGAGAGGACAGCUACAUCACUGAAGCUAGUACCAAGCUCCACAGAUCCGCCAGCAGAGUUUCAAACAACAAACAAGGCACAAGUCUCCCCUAAAGACAUGUCUCCAUCUAGUUAUGGAAAGGAAGGAAUGGUGUCUUCUGAGUCUGUGAGGUUGAACACAAUGGUUUUGGCCAAGGGUGUUACUCUCCUGGACCCAAAAACUGCACAAAUGGACCCUCCCAGGUUUUAUCCUGCUAAGCAGUCAACCAAGCUGAGGCCAAUACGGAGGGAUGCAGCUAUGCCAAAGUUUUCUGCUGAUCAGAUUACCUCAGGUUUACCACCUCAGGUCACUCCAUUAUUUCAGUCAAAAAGCUGAUUUAUUAAAUUCAUUCACUCCUUCA
Molecule: messenger RNA, 1466 nt
Organism: Betta splendens (Siamese fighting fish)
Lineage: Eukaryota; Metazoa; Chordata; Actinopteri; Anabantiformes; Osphronemidae
Exons: 4
Coding region: 155-1441 (428 amino acids)
Source: RefSeq, a predicted model, not a curated record